GGGCGUGCGUGCGUGUGUGAGUGCGCGCCAGCGAGCCUGAGUGUGUGUGUGCGCCCCGGGCGCGGGCAGGGCAGCAGUCCGACCGCGGCGGGAGUCGGGCGGCCGCGUAGUCACUCGGGAGGAAGAGGCGGCGGCGGUGGCGGCCGGGGCCGGGGCUGGGGCAGCGGCGGCCGCGCUGGGCAUGGAGCUGGCAAACCCGCGCUGAGACAGGACGCGCCUGCUAGCCGCCAGCGAGAGGCUCUCUGCGGUCCGGCGCGCGGGCUCCCCGGCCGGGGCCAGGCAAACUUUUCUUUCUCUUUUGCCAUCACUUAGAGGCGCCUGGUGCGGCGGGCGGACCGACUCCUCGGCGCGGCGGGGCCGGGGCAAGCUGGCCACGGCAUGAUGCGCGCUGUGUGGGAGGCGCUGGCGGCGCUGGCCGCGGUGGCGUGCCUGGUGGGCGCGGUGCGCGGCGGGCCCGGGCUCAGCAUGUUCGCCGGCCAGGCGGCGCAGCCGGAUCCCUGCUCGGAUGAGAACGGCCACCCGCGCCGCUGCAUCCCGGACUUUGUCAACGCGGCCUUCGGCAAGGACGUGCGCGUGUCCAGCACCUGCGGCCGGCCCCCGGCGCGCUACUGCGUGGUGAGCGAGCGUGGCGAGGAGCGGCUGCGCUCGUGCCACCUCUGCAACUCGUCCGACCCCAAGAAAGCGCACCCGCCUGCCUUCCUCACCGACCUCAACAACCCGCACAAUCUGACGUGCUGGCAGUCCGAGAACUACCUGCAGUUCCCGCACAACGUGACGCUAACGCUGUCGCUCGGCAAGAAGUUUGAGGUGACCUACGUGAGCCUGCAGUUCUGCUCGCCGCGGCCGGAGUCCAUGGCCAUCUACAAGUCCAUGGACUAUGGGCGCACGUGGGUGCCCUUCCAGUUCUAUUCCACGCAGUGCCGGAAGAUGUACAACCGGCCGCACCGCGCGCCCAUCACCAAGCAGAACGAGCAGGAGGCCGUGUGCACCGACUCGCACACCGACAUGCGCCCGCUCUCCGGCGGCCUGAUCGCCUUCAGCACGCUGGACGGGCGGCCCUCGGCGCACGACUUCGACAACUCGCCGGUGCUGCAGGACUGGGUCACGGCCACCGACAUCCGCGUGGCCUUCAGCCGCCUGCACACGUUUGGCGACGAGAACGAAGAUGACUCGGAGCUGGCGCGCGACUCCUAUUUCUAUGCAGUGUCUGACCUGCAGGUUGGCGGCCGCUGCAAGUGCAACGGCCACGCGGCGCGUUGCGUGCGCGACCGAGACGACAGUCUGGUGUGUGACUGCAGGCACAACACAGCCGGCCCCGAAUGCGACCGUUGCAAGCCCUUCCACUACGACCGGCCCUGGCAGCGCGCCACGGCCCGCGAGGCCAACGAGUGCGUGGCCUGCAACUGCAACCUCCAUGCUCGGCGCUGCAGAUUCAAUAUGGAGCUCUACAAGCUGUCGGGGCGCAAGAGCGGGGGUGUCUGUCUCAACUGCCGCCACAACACUGCAGGCCGCCACUGCCACUACUGCAAGGAGGGCUUCUACCGAGACAUGGGCAAGCCCAUCACCCACCGCAAGGCUUGCAAAGCCUGUGAUUGCCACCCUGUGGGAGCUGCCGGCAAGACCUGCAAUCAGACCACUGGCCAGUGUCCCUGCAAGGACGGCGUGACGGGCAUCACCUGCAACCGCUGUGCCAAGGGCUACCAGCAAAGCCGCUCUCCCAUCGCCCCCUGCAUCAAGAUUCCUGUAGCACCACCCACCACCGCAGCCAGCAGUGUGGAGGAACCUGAAGACUGUGACUCCUAUUGCAAGGCCUCCAAAGGGAAGUUGAAGAUGAACAUGAAGAAAUACUGUAGGAAGGACUACGCUGUCCAGAUCCACAUCCUGAAGGCGGACAAAGCCGGGGAUUGGUGGAAGUUCACGGUGAACAUCAUCUCCGUGUACAAGCAGGGAACAAGUCGCAUUCGCCGUGGUGACCAGAGCUUGUGGAUCCGCUCACGAGACAUCGCGUGCAAGUGCCCCAAAAUCAAGCCCCUCAAGAAGUACCUGCUGCUGGGCAAUGCGGAGGACUCGCCUGACCAGAGUGGCAUCGUGGCAGACAAGAGCAGUCUGGUGAUCCAGUGGCGGGACACGUGGGCACGGCGGCUGCGCAAGUUCCAGCAGCGGGAGAAGAAGGGCAAGUGCAAGAAGGCCUAGCCGGGAGGUGGCGCGGGCUCGAGGAGGGCGGGCAGGGCGCUGGCGGGGGCUGGCAGCCUUGGACUUGGCCCACCAGGGUUUUCCUGGGACAGGGAGGGUGGGGGCGGGGCGAAGUCUGAGUGGGGCGGGGCCCUCAGCGGCUCCGCCCCAGCCCCACCCUCACACCCUUGGCCGUGCCCCUUGUGCGCAUGGCAGAAAGUACCCUGUAUUGACAGGCCAGGCCCUGGAGAAAUGAGGACAAGACAUAGCUACCUCAUGGCGCUCCUUCCAGAACAGAGAGGCACUUCCCUAGGGCUAGGUGGGGGGCGCUGUGGAGGGGGCUGGGGACACCCAGCCCUGGGUCCCGGGCACAGAAUGGCAUGGUGUGGACCACAGUCACUGUUUUUGAUGGUUAUUGAAGGGGAUGUGAGAAGAACUGUGAAUUUUCGGGCCUGCAGCCUGGGCAGAGGCAACCAAUCCACCACCAGACCCUAGUCAUGCCCUUCCCUCCCCCUCCUUUCACCAUCACCUGCCGUCUAGGAAUUCCCACAGGACUCCUGACUCUGACAACAGGUCCCUAUGUCCACAGGCCAGAUGGCACUGGGAUCAGCCAGCUUCGGGUCUCCACUGCCACCUGCUGGGCUGGUCUCCUGGGUGGAGUUCACCAUCUGUAGGGAGGGGAGGGCCCCUCCUGGGGCCUGCCCUUACCCCAGUGGGGCUGGCCCAGGCUCCUGGCCCAUCAGAGAGGGCCUAGGGCCUAAGGACACCCCUGAAGCCCAAGCCGGGUGGUCACUGCCUUUGCCGGAGCUGCCUGUGGGAGGAGGCAUUGCAAACCAAAACCUCCCAGAGAGUUUCCUUGCUGGAAACUUGGAAACAGCCCCUUUUAUGACAUUUUCCAGGGGGAGGGGGAGGGGGUACUGGCGGGGGUUUAGGGCAAUGACACUAUUUGUGUAAUGACAUCAGCUCCCACAAGGCCUAACAGCAGUGUCAACAGCUGGAAAGGGCCUGGUCAGGCCUGGAAUGCCAGCGGCUGUAGAGGCCAUUUGGGCCAGGCUUGGGGGAAGGGGCUUGCUUAAGUCAAGACAGGGUGGAGGAUGCUCCGAGCUGCAGGCAGCCAAGGUCAGGAGAGGUCAAGUUGCAGGGGUCCAAGGAAGCUGUAACUGCUUACUAUUGCAGCCCUCACCGCUGGCUCCCAAAGGGAAGGGACAGGCUACUAGGUUCAGCAGCCCACUGGCCCCACAGCUGUCUUGGGUCUCGCCUGGGCAGUCUCCUCCAUGUCUCUGUGGCAGUCCCUAGGUCUUCCUGUGUGCCUAGCCCUCUUUUCUCUUGGAGGCUUAAUGUCCUCACGCAGGCAGCUCCAAGUGUCUCUUCCAGUCGCUCCACGGUCCUCUCUUGCCUUUCCCUGCACUCGGGCCUCUAGCCUCACGCCCCGCACACUGGAUGAGAGGCCUGGCUUCCCUCUCAGUCAGGAAAUUGGUUUCAUUUCCCCUGCCCAUUUGGCUGCCCCCGAAAGGGCCAGACCAGGGACGAAGCUCAGCCCCUUAGUGACACAAACUCCCUCUUCUUCCCCUUCCGCCCACGUCACCGCUGCCAUUUGCUGAGCACGCGCUCGGUGCCAGGCACUUGACGCAGAUGCUCCUGGCCUGUCUUCGUCACAGACCCAUGAGACAGGGAUUCUUGUCCUCAUUUUCACCAGUAAGGAAAUGUCACAAGGUCACACCAGCACUGGCACUCAGACCCUGGCCUUACCAUAGUUGCACACCAGCUCUGUCAGCCUCACCCCCACCCACCCCGACCCCCCGGCACUCCCACAGUGGGUGGGGGUUAUCACAGAGACCCAGGCAGCUUGUCUCUAGAGAGUGUCGAGGAUGAGAGCCUGGAGUAGGUCUGGGACAGACACAGGGACACCUUCGGAGGAGGCACCAGACAGGGGUGGUGGGGUAUAAGGGAUGGAAGUCCCAGAGUCCAGGGGGACAGGUGGUGGCCAUCCGAGAGGGCCUGGAAAGGUGGCUUGGCUGCUCCAAGUGUGGGAAGGAGGGCUGUAAGGCUUCAGAGAGGCUGGCAGGGAAGGGGCCACAGACCUGCCCUGGCGAGGGUGGUCAAGGGCCACGACCCAGGCUCACACAGCCAGGGUGGUUUGUUGGGUGCCCCCUGUGGCAGCCAGGAGCACCGUGCACAGCGGCUGCCCUGUUCCUGUGCCGGCUUCGACCUAUGAGCCUGGAGUCCUAGUCUCGCCUGGUGCCUCCUGAAGCCCCUCAACUAGUGCCGGGCUCCAGCUAAGCCGCAAGACGUCUUGCUGGAAAUCCACCAAGGCAUCCUGCCCCCGUCCCCUGAUUGCCUGGUUGCUGGAGGAUUAUGCUGAACGAUCAGAUGAGCCAGGUUAUGGAUGAGGUCACAGCUGCCACCUCUGUAAUUAGCCCGCAUCCAGCCCACCUGUCCUCUGCCUGAGAGCCAGCUUUGGGGAAGCAGAUGUCUUCUCCCACGGGUGGCCCCACCCUAGGGAAGAGACGGAAAGGGGGAAAGAAGACAUCCUGUUGUACAGUUAGGAAGGGAUACAGAAAUGGAAGUAGGUCUUUGAGUUUGAGAGUGAAUUAACAGAGCUGUGAUAUGUAGGUCUUUGAAGAAAGGUGGACCGGGUUAGUCACUUACCAGUCAAGACUCCCCAGCGGUCCUUUCACGUGCCCGCUGUGGAGUCUGGUGCCCCUGCCUUCAGAACGCCUCCUUUGCUGACACAGUCACACAGUGGUGUGGGGGUAACGGAAAUGGCGUGCUCCUGGACACCCCUGUGAGCUGUGGCCUCUGGGCCAGACCUUCUGUCCUAGAAAGCAGGGCAGGAGGCGCAGGACCCUAGGCUCCUUCAGAUGGGAGGGUCAGAUACCUGAGGCAAAGCCCAGGAUGCUGGCAUGGCCUGAGGGCCUUAGGAACUUUCUAGAACUCUGCCUCAGUAGUUACAUACAGGCUGUCUUAGAAUUGCCCCAAGCUGGAACAAGACUGAAAAAGAGACCCUUUGGGACUGACUUGGGAAAGGGUUCUUUUAGGGUCUCGACACUUCAAGGACUAUAUCCAGGAAGCCUAGAGAGUGGGCAGAUCAGGCUCACUGAUGGGCCAUGGUUCACAGACAGACAGACAUUCCUGUGGACCAGAGCCAUGCCAUACCCCAGGGGUAUCAAAAUUGUCUUUGUGGGGCCUUGCCCCUGCCAAAAACUAAGCCAGCCUCACCUCUGUGUCAGUGGACAUUCUUCCCCUUUCCUGCUCUGGUUACCCCGGCCUCCCUGUGUUACCAAUUCUGCUCACUCAGAAUUGUAAAUGUUUAGUUGUGACCAUGACAUAUUGUUUGGGUCAGUGUUCCUUUCCAAUGCAUACUAAUAUAUUAUGGUUAUUAUAUAUGAAUAUAUUUAAUGACAUGGAGAAAGUUGUGGAUUUUCUUUUUUUUUUUUUAAGGGUUUUUUUUUUGUUGUUGUUGUUAGAAUUGUAAUGGACCCAGAUGGAACUUGUAACUCGGGCCCUACAUGAUAGAACUAAAUUCAGAUAUCAUUAAAUAAACUCUUGUAUACUG
This is a messenger RNA of Peromyscus leucopus (white-footed mouse), 5728 nucleotides long. RefSeq names its product netrin 1 (gene Ntn1). Lineage: Eukaryota; Metazoa; Chordata; Mammalia; Rodentia; Cricetidae. The record is from RefSeq and is a predicted model, not a curated record. Bases 379 to 2193 code for a protein of 604 amino acids. The transcript has 7 exons. Gene Ontology annotation, molecular function: protein binding.